Oryzias melastigma (Indian medaka) is the source of this 3341-nucleotide messenger RNA. RefSeq names its product LIM domain kinase 1. Gene Ontology annotation, molecular function: ATP binding; protein binding; protein serine/threonine kinase activity. Gene Ontology annotation, biological process: actin cytoskeleton organization; positive regulation of stress fiber assembly; protein phosphorylation. The transcript has 15 exons. Bases 478 to 2802 code for a protein of 774 amino acids. Gene Ontology annotation, cellular component: nucleus; neuron projection; cytoplasm. Lineage: Eukaryota; Metazoa; Chordata; Actinopteri; Beloniformes; Adrianichthyidae. The record is from RefSeq and is a predicted model, not a curated record.
ACACUGCAGUAACUGGAGCAUUUAUAAAGAGAUUAUGUCUAAUGGGAACAUGGGCUGAUUUCAAAACACAAACUUCUGCAUGCAGAGAAAAAAAAAACAUAUUUAAUCACUUCAACACUCAUCUGAGCUCACAUAGUGUAAUGGAGCAACUUUAGCUCUUUUCUAUUUGGAGCAGAUAGCUGUAACUUAAUCUUUAAGAGUUAGUGGAAGGAGCAUGUGCGUGGGGGGGCCUAUACCGGAGGGAAAUUGGCCAGCUGGUGGUCAGAGAGUCAAACUGUUUUUUUCUUAUUCGACCAAUCUAAAGAGGGAACUCAUGCACAGGAAGCCUUGAAACGCAUGGAGGGAGUGAGCAGCAAACUAAAAAAGACCACGCCUGAAUCUGCUCGCAGCCGAGUGCACGUAUGAUCUGCUCAUGACUGCAUGCAGCACUUCCUCGCCUGACUGGGUGGACUGCAUCUUGACUUCUGGAGGGGCAGAAUGUCACGACGGGACCAGAGAUUUCGGAAAGGAGUUAAAGGGCGGUGCUGUGAGUGUGACUGUAUCCUGUCUCACUGGUACUAUGAGAGGGAGGGUCAGCUCUUCUGCAAGAAACACUACUGGUCUCGCUUUGGAGAACACUGCCACGGCUGCAAGGAGACCAUCCUAACAGGACUUAUCAUGGUUGCUGGAGAACAAAAGUACCACCCUGAGUGCUUCACCUGCAUAAAGUGUGAAAUGGUCAUUGGAGAUGGAGACACGUACACGCUUAUUGAACGCUCCAAACUGUACUGCGGCCACUGCUUCAGUCAGGGUGUGGUAACAGAUGGGAGGGCAAUUUCUUCGCUUACCAAGAGGCCUCACAUGGUGGCGCUGGUCACGCUGCCUCCCCGAGCAGCUUGCAGAAAAGGCCUGACUUUUACAGUUGACUUUAAUCAAGACCCAGGACCUCUCGUCACAGUAACACAGUUAGACCCAACAGUCCUCAGUCCUGACCUGCUGUCUUCUGUCCAAGAGGGCGACAGAGUCCUGGAAGUCAACGGCAUUCCCAUCCAGAAUGUCUCCCCAGAUGAGAUAAACCGAGUGAUUCAAGACACGAGCAGACCUCUGCAGCUGACCAUUGAGCAUAACCCACAACCUUCUCACGACGACCUUCAACCAGACAUUUCUGCUGAUAGCAUUAGCUCGCCUUCACCCCAUAUCCAAGACAAGCUUUCCUCGAAGCUUCCCAGUCUGGAGGAGGAACCAACUCAUCAUGAAGAGGCAGAGGGACAGAAGACAAACCUCUCACCACCUCAGCAACAAGGAGCCACAGGGAUGCGAUCCAGACUCAUUCUCCGCAGCUGCAGUAUCGACAAGUGUCCACUGUCCCCCAGAGCUCUGUCCCUCAUAUCCCAACGGAAGGACAUGGUUCGCUCUGAGUCUCUCAGAGUGGACCCUGGAGAACGGACGCAUCGCAUCUUUAGACCGUCAGACCUGAUCCACGGAGAAGUGUUGGGCAAAGGCUGCUUUGGACAAGCUGUUAAGGUAACACACCAAGAAACAGGAGAGGUGAUGGUGAUGAAGGAGUUGAUACGCUUCGAUGAAGAGACUCAGAGGACAUUCCUGAAGGAGGUGAAGGUGAUGCGGUGUCUCGAUCAUCCCAAUGUCCUCAAGUUUAUUGGACUGUUUUAUAAAGACAAGCGCAUACAUUUUGUCUCUGAAUAUAUUCAAGGGGGAACACUCCGAGAAGCAAUCACAAAAAUGGACCAGGACUUCUCCUGGACUGUUAGAGUCGGUUAUGCCAAAGAUAUUGCAGCAGGAAUGGCAUAUCUGCACUCCAUGAAUGUCAUCCACCGAGAUCUGAACUCUUACAACUGUCUGGUCAGAGAGAAUCACUCAGUGGUGGUAGCAGACUUUGGACUUGCCAGGUUGGUGAUGGAGGAGAAAAAUCAGAGCAAGACGUCCUCUCUAGAACGACCUGCAAAGGGGAACCUAUCAGAGCUGCGGAGACCAGACCGCCGAAAACGAUAUACAGUGGUGGGAAACCCUUACUGGAUGGCGCCGGAGAUGAUCCACGGGAAAAGCUACGAUGAACGAGUGGACAUAUUUUCUUUUGGAAUCAUGACAUGUGAGAUUAUUGGUCUAGUCAGCGCUGAUCCUGAUUUCCUUCCUCGAACGAAUGACUUUGGACUCAACGUCCCAAGUUUCCUGCAGCAGUAUUACCCUCCCGAGUGCCCCUCUGCCUUCCUGCCUCUGGCUGCUCUCUGCUGCGACUUGGAUGCUGAUAAACGUCCCUCGUUUUCAAAGCUGGAGGAGUACCUGGACAACGUAGUGAUGCACCUGAACAUCGGUCUGCCUUUGCUCUCUGAGUUGGAGCAGCUCUGUAGAGCCUUCUGGAAGAAUUACGACCAGCAAUGCCUCUCUCCAAACCAGGACAAGACCAAACAUCAGAAGCUUUGCUCGCAGGCGGACAAACAAACCAACAGUGCCAAACAUUGCACAGAAAAUCCAAACAAUCACACAGAGCCUUAUCAUUCAACUCCAAGUCCAAAUCCAAAUACACUUGAAAGUCAUUUAAAUGGGAAUUUGGAGCGACGCCGUGAUCUCAACAAUGUGAGGACUGGAUCGAAGGACACAAAUCUCUUAUUCCUAAAGAUCACAGACAAAAAUGAGAGUGACACCUGUGAGACGACGAGUGACUCCACAGGUAAACCAGAAUCCCAGCCGGAUUCCUCUGAGGCUCAGCAGGUCAAAGGUCACGCCCUUGUAGGUCGGUCAAGCAGGCCCAGAAGGGUGUGCAGAGUUCUGUGGGACAAACCCCCCGAAGACACCCCGGUGCCCUGAGUCCUCAUCAGAAACCGUUAAUAAAGACUUUUGUGCCUUUUUCAACAUCUGGGAGUCAAUCCUAAAGCUGUGAGUGGAAAAACCAGCAGAAUAAAUCACAGCGGAUCAAACAUUUGGCAAAAAAAAUGUAGCUUUGUUGUAUUUUUAAGGUUUAGAAAGAACAAUUUUAGCAAAAAGAGCCAAACCAGUUUGGAGAGUAGAGUGUUUUAAGAGUUUCAGUGUUUAUUUAUUUAUUUAUUAUCUCCGGUUCUCUUGUUAAAUUCCAUUUAACUCAGUUUAGCAUUUGCACUCUAUUUUCAUCUCUUUAGACAGCUGUGAAACGCGUGCCUUCUUAUUCCAUAAGCUAUGCUGCAUUUACCAGAAUGUUCUUUUGUACUUCUUGAGAGAAAAUGUUGGAAUUGAUCCAACGCUGAGCUGUGAAACUGUUACUGAACUGUACAUGAAACCACAGAGAGAAGACUUGAACCAGUUUAUAUCAGAGUUUAGGGUUGAAAAGCUUCAAAGCAAAUGAUACAUUAAAAUAAAAACCUGAGUAUUUU